CCUGUUUCUGUAGGAAACAUAUGCCGCUCUCCAAUAGCUGAAGCAGUUUUUAGAAAACUUGUAACUGAUGAAAAAGUUGAAAAUAAGUGGAGGAUAGACAGUGCAGCGACAUCUACCUAUGAAAUAGGAAACCCUCCUGACUAUCGAGGACAGACUUGCAUGAAGAAGCAUGGCAUUACCAUGAAUCAUAUUGCCAGGCAGGUUACUAAAGAUGAUUUCCAGACCUUUGAUUAUAUACUUUGUAUGGAUGAAAGCAAUCUAAGAGAUCUGAAAAGGAAAAGCAACCAGGUUAAAGACUGCAAGGCCAAAAUUGAACUGCUUGGGGCAUAUGAUCCACAGAAACAACUUAUUAUUGAAGAUCCAUACUAUGGGAAUGAAAAGGACUUUGAAACUGUUUACGAGCAGUGUGUUAGAUGCUGUAAAGCAUUUUUGGAGAAGCCUCAUUAAUGUUUAAUCAUUCUAUUUCUAAAAGAAAAUAAUUAGCUUCUCCUGAAAUAUGUAAGCUUUCCUUGAUUGAUGUAUUUAAAUUGUAAAAUUGUGCUUCCUUAGAAGAACAAUUCACAACUUUUUUCAGUUUAAUUUUUUAUUGCAGUUUUUCUCAUCUCAUUGGAAAAACAGAUAUUGUAGAUGAACCAUUUUCUCACAUACCAAUGUAAUAAUAAAGUACUUGUUGACAAUAAAUUUAAUCUGUAAACUCUUACAGUGCUUUCUCAGAAGCACUGAAAAAAAAAAAAGUCUUGCUUCUUUAUGCGCUAUACAGAGUCAUCAAGAAGUUGUCUCAUUGCGCCAUUAGUGAGUUAGUUGAAGCCAACUUUCUGCAGGUGUAUGUGAAAUAAUAGUUCAUGUAUGUUAAUGUAGGCUUGUCAUCCCAGUAUCAUUAGACAACUUUCAGAAAGAAGCUUUUUUAUAUUGAGACUGGUGAACUAAGGAAACUGCCUUCCCAGGACAGGAGUUGUUCUUAGCACUAUUUCAAAGUUCAAGCAAGCAGAACUUGUUAUCAGGAUCCUGUGAAAAUGGUUUGUUAUUUAGGUCUAAAUCUUCAUUUAUCAAAGAAGAAAUCAUUUUGUGCUGAUAGAUUUUUUUUUUUUUUAUGCUCAUUAAAAUGAAAUCAGUUCGGAGAUGGUCACUGAUGAUGGUACGAAGACUUCUCUGGUUCAUCUUCCUUUGGUCUUGGGGCCAAUUUGUAGCACACUGCUGUACAUAAAGUAAUAUAGCACUUGCUUUCACAGUAGAACAGUUCAGUUUAAAAGUCUAAAUGUGAAGUGUAUAUUUUAUAUCAGAAGUAAAAUAUUCAAACAUUCAAUAUUCCUAUAUGAGUGGCAGAUGAUAUUUUUGUAUUUACUCAGGAGAAUGGAUAGCAUCUCAAAAAUGUUCUUUAAGAAUAUAGUUCAACUGGAAGACAGUCAUAAGACUGUGAUAUAAUUUGAAGCUAUAUGAAGGCAGUAAGUAAGAAGUUGUGCUCUUGCACACACAAAAAAAUGGAAUGCAUUAUGAAAAUCUACUCUUAUUUGUCUGAACAUCAUCCUCAAUUUUUGCUUUAUGCAGAAACGUGACUGUGAAAUGUAAUUAGAUCAGUAAUGUGACUGAUGCCAUCUUUUCCUAUUUCGAGUAAUGCUGAUAUUGAUAUGAACAAGGAUUACUACAUGAUCUGUAAAACUGUAAAAUUUGCUUUCUUAUUUA
This is a messenger RNA of Meleagris gallopavo (turkey), 1680 nucleotides long. RefSeq names its product acid phosphatase 1 (gene ACP1). The record is from RefSeq and is a predicted model, not a curated record. NCBI's taxonomy places the organism in Eukaryota, Metazoa, Chordata, Aves, Galliformes, Phasianidae. Gene Ontology annotation, cellular component: cytoplasm. Gene Ontology annotation, biological process: protein dephosphorylation. Gene Ontology annotation, molecular function: acid phosphatase activity; non-membrane spanning protein tyrosine phosphatase activity.